This is a messenger RNA of Zeugodacus cucurbitae (melon fly), 309 nucleotides long. Its product is annotated as putative polypeptide N-acetylgalactosaminyltransferase 9. NCBI's taxonomy places the organism in Eukaryota, Metazoa, Arthropoda, Insecta, Diptera, Tephritidae. Gene Ontology annotation, cellular component: Golgi apparatus. The transcript has 3 exons. The record is from RefSeq and is a predicted model, not a curated record. Bases 1 to 309 code for a protein of 102 amino acids.
AUGUCCAACUCGAAUCAUGAUGAAUUAAAUGGCAUCAAACAAGGCGUCUUCGUACCGCCAUCUCCACUCAAGGAUGCGCCAGGUGAAAUGGGUAAACCUUUUGUUCUACCCACUAACAUGACUGCUGAAAUGAAGAAGGCCGUCGAAGAUGGUUGGACGAAUAAUGCAUUUAAUCAAUAUGUAUCCGAUAUGAUAUCAGUACAUAGAUCAUUGCCGAAUCCACGAGAUGCUUGGUGCAUGGAACCAGGUCGUUAUGUGGACAAUCUGCCCGAAACCGAUGUCAUUAUCUGCUUCCACAACGAGGCGUGA